This is a messenger RNA of Electrophorus electricus (electric eel), 984 nucleotides long. It is a transcript of the gene ifi30a, whose product is annotated as IFI30 lysosomal thiol reductase a. The record is from RefSeq and is a predicted model, not a curated record. Gene Ontology annotation, molecular function: oxidoreductase activity, acting on a sulfur group of donors, disulfide as acceptor. Gene Ontology annotation, cellular component: lysosome. Lineage: Eukaryota; Metazoa; Chordata; Actinopteri; Gymnotiformes; Gymnotidae.
GUUUCAGUAGCAAUAGACGGCAUCGCAUUCACUCUCUCCGAAAAUGUACACUUUGAAAGCUAUUAUCCUGUUCGUUGUUCUCUGUUUAUCUGUGAAAAAAUCUAAAGGUAAAUCUAUACCUUCAUGCAAAUACCCAACUUCGCAGUGGUGUGACACCAACGAUAUUGCAGCCAAAUGCGGGGUACUAGAGCAUUGUGUCUUGGCCAAUGUUACCAAAUCAAAUGGCAUGUCGGUGAACGUGAGCCUAUACUAUGAGUCUCUAUGUCCUGGUUGCCGACUCUUUCUAACAACGCAGCUCAUGCCAACAUUCAUUAUGUUGGAAGACAUUAUGAAUGUCGAGUUAGUACCAUAUGGAAACGCCCAGGAGCAGCUAACUGAAAAGAAGUACGUUUUCAUCUGUCAGCACGGGGAGGAUGAGUGUCUGGGUAACAUGAUUGAGACGUGUAUGCUGAAUAAAAUGGGGGCAGCCGCAUACAGAGUGAUUGAUUGCAUGGAGUCAGCUGCACAUGUGCUGAAUGCAGCAAAGCCUUGUGCUGAGCUUUUCAGUCCAAACACUUCCUGGGAUACUGUCAUGGACUGUGUGAAGGGAGACCUUGGAAACCAGUUAAUGCAUGAAAAUGCUUUAAAGACUGAAGCCCUGAAACCACCUCAUCAGUAUGUGCCUUGGGUGACCAUCAAUGGUGAGCACACUGAAGAGCUGCAGGUUAAAGCAAUGAAUUCCCUCUUUAAUUUGGUUUGCAGCUUGUAUCAGGGUAAAAAACCAAUUGCAUGCACUGUUGGAUUGAAGGGGAGAAGAGGAAAUUACUGCUAAUUCAACAUAUCUCUCAGCACUGCUUCAUCUUUUUAAAAGAAAAUAAUUAUUAAAUUCAAAUCAUGAUUUUUAAUAUGUCUACUUUCUUCUACUGGUGUUAAGAGAAAUAUGAAGGUAUGAAACACUUUGACAUUUUAUGAUUCUACUUUUAAUAAAACAAUAAAACCCUAGAA